Elgaria multicarinata webbii is the source of this 1734-nucleotide messenger RNA. RefSeq names its product POC1 centriolar protein B (gene POC1B). Gene Ontology annotation, cellular component: centriole; ciliary basal body. The record is from RefSeq and is a predicted model, not a curated record. Gene Ontology annotation, molecular function: protein binding. The transcript has 12 exons. Gene Ontology annotation, biological process: cilium assembly. Lineage: Eukaryota; Metazoa; Chordata; Lepidosauria; Squamata; Anguidae. Bases 121 to 1587 code for a protein of 488 amino acids.
GCUCAACGGCCGUCCGUGCUCUGGAGGCGAGGUCGGCGCUCGACUGAGAUGGCCUGGAGCGCGGGGGUUUUGACCGGGCCGUGGAAGCUGGCGGAGUGAAAAGAGUUGCCCGGGAUACUGAUGGCGGCGGCUCUGGAGGAUCCUAUCUUGAUCCGUCAUUUUAAUGGCCACAAAGAUGCAGUCACUUGUAUUGACUUCAAUCCAACUACUAAAGCACUUGCCACCUCUUCUUUGGAUAGAUUUCUUAUGAUAUGGAAUUUGAGGCCAAACUGCAAAGCCUUCAGAUUUGUGGGUCAUUUAGAAGGUGUAACCAGUGUACAGUUUUCACCAGAUGGGCACUUGCUGGCAUCUGCUUCUCAAGACAGAACAGCUAGGUUAUGGAUUCCUUGUAUUCAUGGUGAAUCCACGCCGUUAAAAGGCCAUACUGCACCAGUUCGCAGUGUGAACUUCUCUCAUGAUAGUCAGUUUCUAGCUACUGCAUCCAAUGACAAGUCAGUAAAAGUGUGGAGUGUCUACAGCCAACGCCUUUUGUUCACCUUAUCCCAGCACACACACUGGGUGCGCUGUGCCAAAUACUCACCAGAUGGAAGAUUAAUAGUAUCUUCCAGUGAAGAUAAAACUGUUAAAAUUUGGGAUUUGAGAAAUAAGAUAUGCAUUGAUAGUAUAAUAGACUAUGAUGGAUUUGCGAACUAUGUAGACUUCAAUCCUGAUGGUACAUGCAUAGCUUGCGCAGGUUCUGAUCACACAGUGAAGAUAUGGGACAUUCGAAUAAACAAAUUAUUGCAGCAUCACCAAGUUCACAGAGCUGGUGUUAACUACACAUCUUUCCAUCCUUCUGGUAACUAUCUCAUCACAGCCUCUAGUGAUGGUACCCUCAAGAUUUUGGAUCUUUUAGGAGGAAGACUUUUGUAUACUCUUCAUGGACAUGAGGGGCCUGUCCUCUCUGUCGCCUUUUCAAAAGGUGGGGAAACAUUUGCCUCUGGAGGUACGGAUGGACAGGUACUGCUGUGGAAGACUAUUUUUGAUGAAUUUGAAUAUAAAAAAGUUCUUAAAAAUUAUAUGCAAAAAAUACAUGUUGAUGAGCCUCCUCACCUUCUUGAUAUUUAUCCUCGCUCGCCGCAUCGCCACGAUGGAAAAUCGCAGUCAAUUGAGAUAAAUCCUAGCUAUGACGUAACAGAUAUGCAAACUUUUGAUCCUCCUGUUGUAGAUGUUAGUUCUUCGUCUUCUGUUUCACCAGUAUCUCCGACAAAGGCAAGAACCCCUUUGGCCCAUCCUUCCACGUACCGAGAUGGAGUGAACAAUGAAGACUUGUAUCCUCCUCCUGCUUUAUCUUCUCCAACAGUGUCUAAAAGGAAUUUGAAGGGUGAAAACAAACAUGUUGUGCGUAGUGUGGAUGAGACAAGCACCGUGGACGAGCCUGUAGGCAUUUCACCAAUUCUGACUAAUGCCUUGGAGCACAUUGUGGAGCAAUUAGAUGUUCUGACUCUUACUGUCUCAAUCUUGGAGCAACGCCUGACUUUGACCGAAGAUAAACUGAAAGAGUGCUUAGAGAACCAAGAGAAAAUGUUACUUUCCAUCAGACAAUGAGCAUAAGCAAUACAAAUGCUGGUGAACAUUUUUUAAUACAUUCUCAGGAAAGUGAAAAUUAGAAGUCCUGACAGGAAGCAAAAAAGUGCCUCUUUUUUGUAAGAGAUUUUCUAAGAUCUUUGAUAAUAUUUUUAACAUGUAUUUUUG